Messenger RNA from Suillus bovinus, 531 nucleotides. RefSeq lists its product as uncharacterized. The record is from RefSeq and is a predicted model, not a curated record. Lineage: Eukaryota; Fungi; Basidiomycota; Agaricomycetes; Boletales; Suillaceae. The coding region runs from base 1 to 531 and encodes 176 amino acids. The transcript has 4 exons.
AUGCCAUCAUGGAUGCCCACCACGGGUAGUGAGACUCAACUCUUGAGUGGGUGCUGCCCUACUUGUGGCACCGACAUCCAGAUACCUUCACCUCCAGAAGAUGAGAGUCCAGCGCUCUCAUCUCCUGCUCCUGGCGUUAUCGUCAACCCGACUCUGUCUGCUACAUUGACUGCCAUUUCCACUAUUCCAGCUGCUCAGGCUCCUUCCACUGCUCCAGAAGUUGGAAGUGCAGCAAGCGCUGGACUCCCUACCUCUGCUCCGGCCGCUCCACUCAAACGGCUUUGGUUCCUCAGACCGCUCCAGUUCACGAGACUGCUGUGGUUUGCGCUACUGCUGCUGGCACAUCUUCCUCGCUGGUACAUUGUCACUGUGGGGCGCGAAACAGGUGUCUUCCAAGGCUGGCACAACAUCCAUCAGCAUGUGAUUGGUGUCCCAGGCGCUUGCUUUGCAUGCCACUUCAGCCUUGCUGCCGCUCAGGCUGCAUAUUCCAAGGCCGUCAACGAUGGUGGGAUCAUGGAGGUGCCGCUCUAG